Messenger RNA from Vespa crabro (European hornet), 2369 nucleotides. Its product is annotated as nicalin-1. Bases 235 to 1902 code for a protein of 555 amino acids. The transcript is spliced from 7 exons. The record is from RefSeq and is a predicted model, not a curated record. Gene Ontology annotation, biological process: regulation of signal transduction. NCBI's taxonomy places the organism in Eukaryota, Metazoa, Arthropoda, Insecta, Hymenoptera, Vespidae. Gene Ontology annotation, cellular component: endoplasmic reticulum membrane.
UCAACGACACUAGCGACAAUUCUUGGAUUUAUCUAGUAUAUGUACGGUAAUCUGUUGGCUACUCUGGAUUUUACUUUGAAAUUUAAUUAAAUAAAAGAAGAUUGUUUCUAGAAGUGUGCGAUCAUAUCUUUACCGAUUUUAUAUGGAGUUCAUCUACCAAAGAUAGAUAAAUGAAACUAAGUGAAAAAAAUAAGAUAUAUAGUAAAGUUUCAAAAGGAAAAAAUCUGUGUCGCCAUGUGGUUAGAAGAAUGUGAUAGUUUUGCUGAAUUAUGUCGGGGCUAUUUACCAUAUUAUUUAUUAAUAGUCUUGCCAAUUUUUAUUAUUAUCUCUCCAGUUAAUCCUGUAACAGCAUCACAUGAAUUUCCAGUCUAUCGUAUGCAUCAACAUGAUUUACACGGAAUACCGCAUGGCUGCAGAAGUGCUUCCAUUUCAUUGGAAGCAAGAUCGCUUACUGGAUGGAGUACUUCUAGACAUUGUGUUAUUACUAAAGCGUUAGAUCUUACACCCAGUAUGUUUCAAUCUAUUAAGAUCAAAGCUGGAGCUUUAGUGAUCAUUUUACCUGAGAAAUUAAAUGAGUUAACAUUGGAUGAGAAAGAACAUAUUAUGAAUUUAGAAAAAGCUAUGCUGUCUGACACAGAAACCCCAAUUGCUGUUUAUUUUGCAACUUGGCAUCCAGAUCUUCAAAGAAUUUUAGAUGAUAUUACAGAUGGAUCUAUGACAGAUGAAAAAUCUCAUUCUGCAGCAGAAGCUAUAUUUAAUUCAAUUUCUGCUAGUGGUUAUCAAGUAGUUGUUGCAUCUGGUCAACCUAUGGUUAGAAAUGAUGCAAAAGUGGCUAUAUUACAUGGAAAAUUAACAGGAACUGGAGCAGAAGAAAAGUUACCUACUAUAGCUAUAGUUACACAUUAUGAUAGUGCGAGCGUAGCACCUGAAUUAUCUUUUGGAGCAGACAGUAAUGCAUCUGGAGUGGCGAUGUUAUUAGAAUUGGCUAGAUUGUUCUCUGCGUUGUUCUCCGCUGGACGAUCGAGACCUCACUACAAUCUUGUUUUCAUUGCUACUGGAGCAGGAAAAUUAAAUUAUCAAGGUAGUAAAAAGUGGUUGGAAGAUCAAUUGGAUGGACUUGAAGGAUCUGUUAUUCAAGAUGCAGCCUAUGUUAUAUGUCUUGACACAGUUUCUGCAACAAAUAAUCUCUAUGUGCAUGUCUCGAAACCACCAAAAGAAAAUUCCUCUGGAGGAAUGUUUUAUAAAGAAUUGAAAUCAGUAGCAGAUUCUUUGAAUACAGUACGUGUUGAAGGCGUACAUAAAAAAAUAAAUCUUGCAGAAGAAACAUUAGCUUGGGAACACGAAAGAUUUAGCAUUAGAAGAUUGCCAGCAGCAACAUUAUCCACAUUGAAAAGCCAUGAAGAUCCUGCCAGAAAUACAAUUUUGGAUAUAAUGAAAGAAGGACAAAUCGAUAGAUUGUAUAAACACACUCAGGUGAUUGCAGAGGCAUUAGCAAGGCAUAUUUACAAUCUAAGCUCUAACCAUAUAUUUGCGGAAUCUUUGGAGGUAUCUAAAGAAUCAUUAUCUUUAUGGUUUACGUACUUGGCAUCUCAACCAAGAGCUGCUCCAUUAUUAGUUGAUAAAAAUAAUAUAUUGAUUGCUACGUUGAAAGAAUCUAUGUCACGAUAUCUUGGAGAUGUUAAAAUCACACUUCAUGGUCCUGAUAAACAGGACCCAGAGUUUAUAUUUUAUGAUGUUACUAAAGCAGUGCUAAAUGUAUACAGUGUAAAACCAGCUGUUUUUGAUCUUUUCCUUACUGUUGCCAUUGUCAUGUAUCUAGGAUUGUUAUAUGUGAUUGUACACAACUUUCCACGUGCUUAUUUCCUAGCAAUUAGACUUUCUACAAAAGGCAAGUCAUCUUAAGCUUGAUCAUGAUUCUAGAAUGCCAAAGCAAUAGUCACAAACAUUUAUUUAUAGAAAAAGUUCAUCGUUAGCAAUGUUCUCCAAAAAUGAGAUACAUGUACUUUUGAUAAAAUAGCUUGAAAAAUUAUUGAAUAAAAUUAAGAUGGAACGCAUAGAAGAGAUAUACAAUUUUAUCAUCUGUAUGAUACUGUGCAUUUAUGAGAUUCAUAAUUUUGGUUUACUUAAUUUUCUUUUGGCAAUUCAGAUACUUACAUAAACUUGGAGAAAAAAGGAAAAAGGGCAGAGAUUUUGUGUUGUAUAUACGUGUGUGUUACUUAUUAAAAUUAAAUGAAAUAAAUUAUGAAGUCUGCUACAAUGAGAGCAUAUAAAAAGAAUAUAAUUAACUCAAUUAUAUAUCCUAGAAUACUAUUCCUCAAAAUUAGAGGAAUAUUAUAACAAUGGAAUAAAAAGAAAGGAGAUUAUCGUGA